AUGUCAAAUAUGGAAGCUAGUCCUACACCUACAACAAAUGAUACACCACAAGUAGUUGGGGAUGGAGCAGCUACACUCCUUUCACGUCCUCCCACUUCGGGAAAGAUCAAGCCUAUUAGGAAAGCAUCGGAGGUAUGGAAACAUUUCAUUAAAGAACCAUUUGAACUAGGGAGUAAUAUAGGACCUAGAGCUUCUUCCCAUUUCAUUGAUGAUAGUUGGAAAUUGUAUAAGAGAAUCAUCAAUUUCUGUCAAAUCACAAAUCAUAGAGGUGAGGCUAUUGGGAGACUUGUGGAGGAUUGUUUGCAUGAUUGGGGAAUAGAUAAAGUUUUCACUAUUACACUUGACAAUGCUACGGCUAAUGAUGGGGCCAUUAGGCAUAUGAAGAGGCAAUUGAAGCUUUGGGGCACUCUUUUGCUAGAUGGUGAUUGUUUACAUAUGAGAUGUUGUGCGCAUAUCCUUAAUUUGAUAGUUUUUGAUGGAUUGAGUGAAUUGCAUGACUCAAUUAAGAGUAUUCGCAAAGCUUGUGUAUAUACAAGGUCGUCCCCAUCUAGGUUGGACAAAUUUAGGCAUUGUUUGGCCUUGCAAAAAAUUGACAGCAAAGGUUUAUUACCUUUGGAGUGUAAAACAAGGUGGAACUCAAUAUAUCUUAUGUUAGAAGCUGCCUUAAAGUUGCAAAGAGGGUUUGAUAGGUUGGAAGAGGAGGCGGGAGACUAUGCAUCUUACUUUCAUCAAAGUGGUGGUAAUCGUGAUGAUGGUAUUCCGAAAAAGAAGAAAAGAAAAGUUCAAGAAGGGGAAAUCUGCACUAAACAAAAGUUGAAGUCUCCAACCGUUGUGGAUUGGGAGUAUGCAAGAACUUUUGUGAAGUUCUUGAAAAGAUUUUACGAGGCUACCUUAAAAUUUAGUGCAUAUGAGACGGUUACUUCCAAUACCCCCUUUAAUGAUAUGCUUUCUAUUAUUGAUAAGUUGAAUGCAAUGAUUGUAAAAGUAAACCAAGUUUUGAUUGUGGCGGUGGUGCUUGAUCCCCGUUACAAAAUGGACUAUAUCCAAUAUAGCUUUGAUGAGUUAGAAAGUGAUGAUUCGAAGGUUACUUUGAUGGUAGAAGGGGUGAAGGAUCUCUUAAUGCGGAUGUAUGAGGCCUAUAAGAAAGAGGAACCAGCAGCUGCCCAAUCUACUGCUGAGGCUAAUGUAGAAAGUGAAGGGGAGAUUGCAUGGGAUGUGUUUGCUGUCCCUGUUUCAAGUGUGCCUUUGGAAGCUGCGUUUAGUAUGGGAAAAAGGGUUGUGGAUCCUUUUAGGGCGUCUUUGACUCCUAAAACAAUUAAGGCCCUUGUUUGCACUAAGGAUUGGCUAAGCCAAGUGGCUUUUGACUUCAACAAGCAGCCAAGUGAAGAUGACCUUGAGUUUUAUCAAGCUUUGGAGAAAAUGGAAUCAGGCACUGCUAUAUUCAAACUUUGCAACGGAAUGGAAAUGAACAAAUGGCCACUGGCCACUAAUGCUUACUGCAAAAAAUUAAAGAAAGCAUGA
Molecule: messenger RNA, 1521 nt
Organism: Prunus armeniaca (apricot)
Lineage: Eukaryota; Viridiplantae; Streptophyta; Magnoliopsida; Rosales; Rosaceae
Source: the annotation of a GenBank genome assembly